UCUCGCGGGAAGAGCGGCGGACACGGCUGUGGCUUGGUCUCCUGGCUGCGCGCGGAGCUGGAGGGUUCUCCUCACACAAGCGCUUCCUCGGGGAGAGGUUCGAGUUGCGGCAGCUGCAGGCCUGGGCCGCCCCUUCGCUGCCGCCUGCUUCUCUUCUCUCAGGGCUCCCCGGUCCGCUCGCCCUGCUUCUCUGCCCAGGAGUUUGACAAGAAACUGAAGUUUUGAUCAGAUAUAUUUUGAGUUUGAAACCAGAAAUGUACUAGAGUUUAGAUUCUUUCCUUUGAUUAAGGUAUGGUCUGAAUAUGCGUUGCUUGGCAGCUCGGGUCAACUAUAAGACUUUGAUUAUCAUCUGCGCACUCUUCACUUUGGUCACAGUACUCUUGUGGAAUAAGUGUUCCAGCGACAAAGCGAUCCAGUUUCCACGGCAUUUGAGUGGUGGCUUCAGAGGGGAUGGAUUGGAAAAAAGAGCGGCAGCAUCUGAGAGUAACAACUAUGUGAACCACAUGGCCAGACAGUCUGAGGAGGGAUUCCCUCAGGAACAGCAGAAAGCACCGCCUGUCGUUGGAGGCUUCAAUAGCAAUGGGGGAAGCAAGGUGUUAGGGCUCAAAUAUGAAGAAAUCGACUGUCUCAUAAAUGAUGAACACACAAUUAAAGGGAGACGAGAGGGGAAUGAAGUCUUUCUUCCAUUCACCUGGGUAGAGAAAUAUUUUGACGUUUAUGGAAAAGUGGUUCAGUAUGAUGGCUAUGAUCGGUUUGAAUUCUCUCAUAGCUAUUCCAAAGUCUAUGCACAGAGAGCCCCUUAUCACCCUGAUGGUGUGUUUAUGUCGUUUGAAGGCUACAAUGUGGAAGUCCGAGACAGAGUCAAGUGCAUAAGUGGGGUUGAAGGUGUACCUUUAUCUACCCAGUGGGGACCUCAAGGCUAUUUCUACCCAAUCCAGAUUGCACAGUAUGGGUUAAGUCAUUACAGCAAGAAUCUAACUGAGAAACCCCCUCACACAGAGGUAUAUGAGACAGCAGAAGACAGGGACAAAAACAGCAAGGCGAAUGACUGGACCGUGCCAAAGGGUUGCUUUGUGGCCAGUGUGGCUGAUAAGUCUAGAUUCACCAAUGUUAAACAGUUCCUUGCUCCAGAAACCAGUGAAGGUGUAUCUUUGCAACUGGGGAACACAAAAGAUUUUAUUAUUUCAUUUGACCUCAAGUUCUUGACAAAUGGAAGUGUGUCCGUGGUUCUAGAGACCACAGAAAAGAAUCAACUCUUCACUGUACAUUAUGUCUCAAAUACCCAGCUAAUUGCUUUUAAAGAAAGAGACAUAUAUUAUGGCAUUGGGCCCAGAACUUCAUGGAGCACGGUUACCAGGGACCUGGUCACUGACCUCAAGAAAGGAGUGGGUCUUUCCAACACAAAAGCUGUCAAGCCAACCAAAAUAAUGCCCAAGAAGGUGGUUAGGUUGAUUGCAAAAGGGAAAGGAUUCCUCGACAACAUUACCAUCUCUACCACAGCCCACAUGGCCGCAUUCUUUGCUGCCAGUGAUUGGCUGGUAAGGAACCAGGAUGAGAAAGGUGGCUGGCCAAUAAUGGUGACCCGUAAGUUAGGGGAAGGGUUCAAGUCUUUAGAGCCAGGGUGGUACUCUGCCAUGGCCCAAGGGCAAGCCAUUUCUACAUUAGUCAGGGCCUAUCUGUUAACAAAAGACCAUAUAUUCCUCAAUUCAGCUUUAAGGGCAACAGCCCCUUAUAAGUUUCUGUCAGAGCAACAUGGAGUUAAAGCUGUGUUCAUGAAUAAACAUGACUGGUAUGAAGAAUAUCCAACCACACCUAGCUCUUUUGUUUUAAAUGGCUUUAUGUAUUCUUUAAUUGGGCUGUAUGACUUAAAAGAAACCGCAGGGGAAAAGCUUGGGAAAGAAGCAAGGUCCUUGUAUGAGCGGGGCAUGGAAUCCCUGAAAGCCAUGCUCCCCUUGUACGACACGGGCUCAGGAACCAUCUAUGACCUCCGGCACUUCAUGCUUGGCAUUGCCCCCAACUUGGCCCGCUGGGACUAUCACACGACCCACAUCAAUCAGCUGCAGCUACUCAGCACCAUUGAUGAGUCCCCAAUCUUCAAAGAAUUUGUCAAGAGGUGGAAAAGCUACCUUAAAGGCGGCAGGGCAAAGCACAACUAGAGCUCAGAACCAAAAUGCUGUCUCAGCCUCUGCUGCACACAGAAACUGCGGGCUCCGUCUCAGCAGAGCA
Messenger RNA from Ceratotherium simum simum (southern white rhinoceros), 2226 nucleotides. RefSeq names its product glucuronic acid epimerase (gene GLCE). Gene Ontology annotation, cellular component: Golgi apparatus. Gene Ontology annotation, biological process: heparan sulfate proteoglycan biosynthetic process. The record is from RefSeq and is a predicted model, not a curated record. NCBI's taxonomy places the organism in Eukaryota, Metazoa, Chordata, Mammalia, Perissodactyla, Rhinocerotidae. Gene Ontology annotation, molecular function: heparosan-N-sulfate-glucuronate 5-epimerase activity.